Messenger RNA from Blepharisma stoltei, 1104 nucleotides. NCBI's taxonomy places the organism in Eukaryota, Ciliophora, Heterotrichea, Heterotrichida, Blepharismidae. The record is from the annotation of a GenBank genome assembly.
AUGGAAGAAUACUUUGGAGCAGCUGCACUUGUAUUCAAUUUGUCAAUGUUUUCAGCAAGUAUGCUCAUAGAAAAGCAUGCAAAUUCUAUAAUCCAGGCUAAAAAUUCUCAAAUUGAAAAGGAAUUGACUACAUCAAAAAAUUAUUGGAAAGAAGCAAAAAACCUUCAAGGUCGCAUUGAAAAAAAUAAUUCAAUGCUCAAAGACUUAGGUGCAAAGUUAAACCUCAUAGAGAUUUCUCUAAAUGGCCUAUCAAAUAAUAUAAGAGCAGUAGAUAGAAGCAUAUUAAGUUUGAAAUCUUUUACAACAAUCUACAAUAAUGAUGAAUCAGAAUCUUUCCCAGAGUACCUCUUUGAGUUUCAAUUACCACCGUUAAAUAGAAAUUAUAUAAGUCGAAAUGCCUAUUUUGACGAACAAUAUCAGUUGGAUUAUAACUACCAAAUAGGGAAAAAUUAUAUUUCAUCUUCUACAUCAAUUAGAAUGCUUUUAAGCCUUGGGAUGCUUAAAAUAUUCACGCUUUCAGGCCAAGAUAACUUGAAGUUACCUUUGCUAUUUAUCGUAUCUUUAUAUUCAAUUUAUGAUCUCAACAAUGCCUUUAAAAAACUAAAUGAAAGCGAUUGCCAAGAAAAAAUAGAUAACCUUUUGAAGUCAAAAGCUUAUAUUGAAAAUUGAAUAAAUCAAGCCAAAAUCAUUGAAAGAGAGCAAAUUGAUUCGAUGAUAAGAAUUAUUGAUUCUUUUACAAGAUCAAUUGAAUCGAAUUCUGAACUAAUUGCUCCUAUAGAAAAGCACAUUGAAAAAAUCAAGGAAUGUCGGAGCAGAAUAACAAUAAAUAGUCAGCACUCUGAAAUUACAGAUGCUCAUAACGCAAUAAUAGACGAGUUAUAUGCAAUCAUAAAUCGUUUUACGUCAUCAAGUAGAAAAAUAGAUCAAAUGAUAGAAAAGCAAUCAGCAUAUAAAGUCGCUAUAACUGUCUUUGAGGCUUUAAUAGAUACAUUUGAUGAAAAAAAUAUUAUUCAGUUGGCUUACUCAGAGAUUAGUAAAAAUUAUCCUAAGUUUACAAUAGAAGAGGCAAGAUCUAUCUAUAAUGAUCUUUAUAAGAAUUCUUAA